CUACCUCCCUGUUCCUGCUGACUCCCUGCUCACCCCUCUCCUCUUUUGCCUCCUCACCUCCCCCUCUCUGGAUGCCAAUAUAACUUCUAGACAUGGAGCAGACAGCAGUCACACAACAACCAGAGCUGUCAAGCACAAAAGCCUCAGCAUCUGUGCUUCAAGAGGAGGAAGUGGUGUGCUACGCUACUGGAAGUGAAUACAACUUGAGGUCGAACGAUGUUCCUGCAGAGACAAAAGCAGUGCUCGCACAGCCGGGCCUGGGAGUCACCACUACGACCAUCACCACCAUCACGCAGACGGGAGGCGAUUGGAGCACCGGCCUGUUGGACAUCUGUGGAGACAAAACAACAUGUAUUCUUGGGGCUCUAGUGCCAUGUUGUUUAGACCUGAGUUUGGCUCACCAAUAUGGUGAGUGUCUCUGCAUGCCUCUGCUGCCAGGAUCCACUUUUGCCUUCCGGGUUGGGAUCAGGGAGAGAUACAAGAUACGGGGUAGCGUGUGUGAGGACUGGACCACAGUGUAUUGCUGUUACCCUCUGGCUGUGUGUCAGAUGAUUAGAGAGAUGAAGUGGAGGAUGAAGACACAGACAUAUCAUGUGUCCACUGCCCUUGAAUGCUCCUGAAGAGAUCCCUGACAGUAAAUGAGUCCUGUCCUUAAACCAUUUUACAACGGAGACUUCUGAAGGCCAGCUGAGAUUACUGGUAUGACCUGCUCCAAGAAUCAAUACUAUCAGGCUUCAACUCACUUUGAAAUUCCCCUGAGGAUGCAAUUGGCAACUUAAUCAAGCCUUCUGUACAACAUGCAUAACACUGCGGAAAUCAUUUGAUUAAUAGCAUUUUUUUGUCAUAGUGUCUAGAGAUUAAAACAAUUCAUGGACCUCUGUAUUAUGAAUAAAAAUCAUAAAUAAACUCUUAUUUUCAUGGAGAGACAGGAGCUCAUCUGCUAUAUUUUAAGUUAAUCAGGUUGCAAGAUGCAUGCUCUUCUCGUUUCAGUAGAUUUUUCUGGCGACAAGCAGCAUCAACCAUCUGGUACAACUCUCAGCCAGACAAUAAAAACAAAGGAAAAAAAACAGCAAUUUCCUUUUAUAUCUUAAAAUAUUGUCAUGCAUACAGCCAAUUCCCUCUCAUCCCCUGAAAAUAGAGACACUCUGAACUACUGAAGCUGUUAUUUUAGUAGCCUUUGUUUUGAUCUUAAUCAGAAAACAACCAAAUGCCAUUCAACCCAGUUUAUAAUGUUUGAAUCCGAGGUAAACUUCGGUGUGUUCAACGUCUUAAAACAAAGUCUUUUGUGCUUUGGAUAUCAGGGAAGCCCACUGACAGCAAUCUCAUGGGAGCUAUUUAUCAUCAACGGGUACAAAUGAAGUUAGAAAAAAGUGAUUUGGUUAAACCAAACCUUUAAUUUUGUCUUGCAUGCCAAAAGUCACCAGACACAUAAUCGUCUUCAGUCCCUUUCUUCUUAACUCAACAGCAGGCAAAUAAAUCUAAUUUCUAUAUUUACAUUUAAACUACGCUUUGGCAGAACUAAAGAGGAACAGAAAUACAAAUUUACUAUAGGAAGUAAUUUAGCUUUAUAAGAAGGCAUUGAUGCCUCUGAGAGAUGUUUUAUUUAUCUCAGAGUGUGGGAUAACAGGUCUCUGAGUUCUUUCUUUAUGCGGAACUAUACUUGUCUGAUUUCCUGGAAACAAAAACACAGUGUAGCUCUGAAAACAGUCUCGAGUUCAAGUACAGUUCUGAGGAUAAUAAAGCCCAUUUCCAUUUUUUCUGAUACCCCUUUUCUCCUUCAGUUACUUCUCUCACCUCAGGCAUUAAAUCAUAUUAUUAUACCAGUACUGAUUGCUGUGCUUCCCUGAACCUGAAAUGCCAAAGCAGCACAGGAGCGGAUGUGGAAAAUGUUAUUCAUACACAAAGCAGAUGGGUCCUCAAAGGGCAAAUAUGUAAUUUGUUAACUCUUACGAAUGUGGGCCCCCGCCUGGCAGCUGCUUCAAAUGGAAUGGGAAAAAGGAGGAAAUGGAAUUUUUGUUAAGAAGGAGAGAGAUGUGAAUAACAAAAUAGAAUAAUAUUUCACAAACAGUCCGCUGCUUAUUUUAAGGUGCAAGCCUGCUGAAUAAUAAUAAAAAUGUUUGAAUCAUUUCAA
Labrus bergylta (ballan wrasse) is the source of this 2131-nucleotide messenger RNA. It is a transcript of the gene plac8l1, whose product is annotated as PLAC8 like 1. Lineage: Eukaryota; Metazoa; Chordata; Actinopteri; Labriformes; Labridae. The record is from RefSeq and is a predicted model, not a curated record.